Messenger RNA from Pollicipes pollicipes, 1982 nucleotides. Its product is annotated as zinc finger and SCAN domain-containing protein 10. The transcript has 8 exons. Lineage: Eukaryota; Metazoa; Arthropoda; Thecostraca; Pollicipedomorpha; Pollicipedidae. Gene Ontology annotation, cellular component: nucleus. The coding region runs from base 1 to 1155 and encodes 384 amino acids. Gene Ontology annotation, biological process: regulation of transcription by RNA polymerase II. Gene Ontology annotation, molecular function: RNA polymerase II cis-regulatory region sequence-specific DNA binding; DNA-binding transcription activator activity, RNA polymerase II-specific. The record is from RefSeq and is a predicted model, not a curated record.
AUGCCAUUGGUGAUAGAGUACAACGACAUCGGAACACUUAAAGAGCAAGUGAAAGACAUCAAGACGCCGAAGUUCAGCAUCAAGGCCAAGCGGCCCCUAAAGGCGGACCUGGAGAGGAUCAUCCACCUGGAGGUGCGCGCCGCCGACGGCUCCGGGCCGGGCCCGCUGGCGGCGGCGGCGGCGCGCCGCGGCCGCCCGCCCGCGGCCCGCGCCGGCAGUAGCUACGAGUGCCGCCGCUGCGACAUACAGUUCCAGGACUCCCGGGAGAUGGUGAAGCACCUGCAGCAGCACGUCAGCAAGCCCUGGUGCAAGCGCUGUCGCACCGAGUUCCCCGACCGGGCGGCGCUGCUGGAACAUCGGCGUGCCUGCCGCCUGCAGCAUCGCUCCGGCGUGUGUACCAUCUGCGACCGCGAGGUGCAGUUCCACCGGCACCACAUGAAGCGGCACAGCGAGAUGGUGGCUGAGGGACUGCUGGAAGAGGGAGCGCCCAUGCCGGAGGAGCAGGACACGCUGCCGGCGGGCGCGCUGCAGCGGCGCGUCGGCAAGUACCUGGCCGGCGGCGUGUGCAGCAUCUGCGGCGAGCACGUGCCAGAAAAGCUGCGCAAGCACGAGCGGCUGCACAACAUCACGCACACGUGCCCCAUCUGCAAGAAGGUGUUCACGCGCGAGGACGUGGUGCGGGGACACAUCAAGCGCGUGCACAUGAAGGAGCGGCCUCACGUCUGCGCCCAGUGCGGCAAGACGUUUGUCUCCGUCUACAGCCUGCAGCGACACGAGAUGAUCCACAACAACGAGUACCGUUUCUACUGCCAGGAGUGCGGCGACGGCUUCCGCCAGAAACAGCAGCUGACGGCGCACAUGCGCCACAAACACGGCGUCGUCGACGUCGUGUUCGAGGACGUCCAGGUGAUGCCGGAGGGCUCGGCCGUGGUCGACGCCAUGGCCGUGAUGACCGACGGCGGCGUGUCGGUGUACCGCGGCGCCGUGCUCGAGCACGACCAGUACGACAAGGAGGAGUACGUCAUAGCCACCAGCAGCGCCGACGGCGACGACGACGGCGUGCGCUUCAGCGGCGUUUCCGACGCGGAGGACCACAUCUACCGCACAGCGCUGCCCCACGCGGCUGGUGACGGCGUGCAUCUGGAGCACCAGUAACCGGCGUCGGAGGCUGGACCGGCCUCGAGAGCGGCUGUGGUGAGCCGGGGAGCGGACCGACCCGCAGGAUCAGGUGGCGACGUCAGAGGCUGGACCGUCCCUGAGAGCGGCGGCUGUGGUGCGUCGGAGAGCGGACCGACCCGCAGGAUCAGGUGGUGACGUCAGAGGCGGGACCGGAGUGGGGGAGCGAGGAGCAUGGUCAGGUACGGGUGUGGUUCCAGUGGCGCGGCGCGGUGCAGCUCGGCGCGGCGUCAGUAACGGGGCUGGACGGAAGCUGCGGAGGAUGGCGACGGACGCUGGACUCGAGCUGGGAAAGCACCAGCCCUGCGCGGCCGGAACACUGCGGUGAAGGCGCGCUCCAACCGACGUCACUUGUGUGUAUCUGUCUGAAGUGUCUGGUCGGCGGCGCCCUCUGGAAGCGAACGGCUGCCCGGUCUCGGCGGCUGCCCGGUCGUCUCAGCGGUGCUGGACGGCGCUCCUGGUACCAAACAGCUGCGGGUGGGCGAUGCGCGGUCGUUUUUCAUCGGUGAUUGAGUGCUGACUUCAUCGAGGAGGCCAGCUCUGGACGUGGGAGAAUUGUAGGCUCACGUGUGAUGUUCUUCCCACGCAUUGAGCAAACGGGCGUGCGAUGGGGUGUGAAAGUUGGCGACGCGACUUCCGACAACUAUUUGGCUGUCUUCUUGACGACAUGCAAAGUUUUGAAUCUUUUCGUCCAUUUUCUCCUUCGCUCACGUUGUUUGGUUUGAACUUGCCUGCAUGUACUCGUUAUGCCAGUGUGCUGGGUGGCUUCACAUGGAUCAUGAUGCGCACUUGACAAGUAUAUUCCG